CAAACCAUAGCUUCUUGGAAAUAGGACUACAGAAUUCACUGAACACUUAAGAGGAGACUAGAUAUAGCAGUCAGUCCACAUAAUGCGGGCCCAGGAUGGUCUAGAUCUGGAAGGUUAAUUACUGAGACCCACCUGCUGACCCUUGCCCAUGUUCUUCUGCUCCAGGGGACCUGUCCUCCUGCACUCCCCAGGAAACAUGCUUAUCUUCUGGAUGUCUUGUGGAUCACUUCUCCCUCUCCUGGUCCUCUGCUAUAAUGGAAAAGAUCGCUGCACAAUCCAGGAGAACAAACAAUAUCAUGUGUCCCCUGUGUUUGAGUCCCUGCGGUGCUACAAUGACUACAGCUCCUACGUCCGCUGUAGCUGGGAAGAGAGUCCACACGCGUCCUCACAAGCCCUGUUAGCCCUAUACUACUGGGACGACACUGAGAACCGUGAGUCCCCGUGUAAACCCUAUGGUCAGCCAGCAUUGAAUGCCAAAAACGGCAAGCUCGCCGCCCAGUGUCAGUACAACACUCGUGACUUUGGCAUCAAUACCAACCAUGUCUUCUUCUUCAAGACCUCCUGUCCCCCUGCCCUGCUUCUGUCUAAGAAUUUGAGGGUGCGUCCACCAGUCCAUUUAUCACAGCAGCUUGUAGAGAGAGGGGGACGUUUGCUCAGCUGGGAAAGCCCCUACCCCCCAACGUCCCUCCUGACCCCCACUCUCAACUAUCAGGUCAACUACAGGAGGUCUAACCAGGAUGACUGGACAGCAGUGAAGGUUCAAGACACCCAGCUGAGUUUGGAGCCUGAAGCUCAGGUGCCUGGCUGCCAGUAUGAGGCCAAGGUUAGGGCAAAGGGGAAGACGGGACUGUGGAGUGAGUGGAGCUCUCUAGUGACCUGGAUGACUGAGGACGACCCUGUGCCAGGCCCCUCCAGUGCGCAGUGUGUGGUGGAUGACGAGAAAGUGGUGACAUGCAGCUGGGAGGUGAAGAGAGACGUGGCUCAGUUCCUUACCUUCCAUCUGUCCUGCAAACGCAACCACACUGCACCAGCCCAGAAAUGCUGUGUUAACACCAUGGUCAGCGCUUCGUCCAGGGGUCCAAUGCUCAAAUACAGCUGCUCCUUCCCUGUUCCAGACUCAGAACAGCUAGAGGUGGAGCUCAUCCCCACAUGCAACAGCAAAACGUUUAAAACACAUAAAAACAUUCGUCCAAACCGUCCACUCCACGUGCAGAUAGAAGCGAGAGAUGGGAACUGGAUUCUAAAAUGGAAUCCGCCAAAAUCAAAUUUUGAACUCACCUAUCAGGUGCACUAUUGGAGUAAUGACACUCAGGAGGAUACUAGGUUCCUCAAUGUCUCCCAGGGGUCCCUCUCACUAUCCAUCCUGGGGGGGUCCCUGCGCCCCUCUGAGUGCUACCUGGUUAAGGUGAGAGCCCUGGUGGUCCCGGGAAGGGGUGAUACUUUCGAAGGACCCCCCUCCGAAUGGACCGACCCAGUGGAGUGGACCUCACAACCAGCUUCCUGGUCCAUCACCACCUUCCUCUACGUCUUCAUCAGUGUACUGGUGGCCAUUGUCUUCAUCACUCUCUAUGUUACCAUACCAGCCUGUCACAGGAGGCUAGUCUUGUGGGAGGUGUCUGUCCCGUCACCCCUUAAGAGCAAGGCACUGGGAGAGGUCAUUAAGAAGUCUCCUGAUAGGUUGUUAUUUCCCGAGAGUGAGAGAAGUGAAAAUACCUACAUCUGCAGCGUACAGACACUGGAGAGCAGGGAGGAUAUCAGGCUCUGCUUUUGCUGCUCUUCAGAUAAUCCAUUGUGGUUGACCCCAGAUGUAAAGGCCAAUGGACUGUUCCAUUCCAUUACCAAGGAGGAGUGGAAGAAGUAUGACCCAAACUUUUCCUCAAUACUUCUGUUGUCUGUGGACAGAUCUUGCCCUCCUGCUCUAGACUCAUCCGGAUUCAGCUUCAGUGGCCCUUACAUCUUGUGUGGUGACAGUUCACCGGCGCCGAGUGAGUUUCUGAGUCUGGAGCCUCCCUGUGAGGAGUCCGACAACACUCUCUCCAACUCUGACCCCUCUUCUCCCUCCUCCUCGGAGAGGUCUGCCCCAUCCCCCUUGGAGUCGAGUGAGGGCUAUGUGGCGAUGCCUCAAGUCAGUGCUGGCCUGUCCAGAUCAACAACGGACGACAGUAAGAACAUUGGUAGCAACAAAGGCAACAAUGUCGUCAUCAUGGCAUGGCCCAAGUCAGAGCUCCUCCCACCCCAACCUAGCUCUAUGUCCACCUGCUCACCACCCAGUGAGAAUGAAGGCCCUCCUCCAGCGUACAUGCCCACCACCACCACCCCCUUCACCUUGCCCCCAGUGGACCCUACCCUUCAUACCUCUGGGUACUGCUUCCUCCCGGCUCUACAGGCACUUGAGGGCUGGGGCCAUAUGCAUUCUUCUGGGCCACCUAAAGGGGGUAGUCAAGAGCAGCAGGCAGGGAGGAGAGAGAGGAGGCAGGAGGAGCAGUGCAAGGAGGAUCCCUAUGUCAGACUGUCCCAGCUAGCCACUUAGCUAACCCAAUCUAAUGCUGGAAUACAUGCUCAGGACAUGAGGGCCUCUAUAGGCCACUGUUCUCAAUAUUUGAUCCAUUCUAACACUAACACACCUGACUCAACUAAUCACAAGAGCUUGAUUAUUAGUUGGGCUAGUUCAAUUAGGUGUGUUGGUGUUGGAAUGGACCACGUGUAAAACUAGUGAUUUGUGGUCACCGAAGACUGGGUUGAGAUUGAGAAACACUUCUAUUUCUAGGAGGGAAAACUGUGGCGCCUCAUACAAUAGCCUCCCUUGAUUACUCACAAUGCCCAGCAGAUGGCAACACUGUACUUACUGUGUAUCUGUUGAACUCAGAGGUGGCCUAUGGAUUCUACUGUAAGGACUAACUACAAACACAGAAGCAUAGUGCAGUAAGCCAUUCCCCUCUGGGUGGUAAAGUGACUCAGGGCCAGAAUCCCAGGUUUCCACCACAUCACAUGGAUGGUACAUGUGUAACAGGGUGGCACUGUUGAGUUGGUGAGCGCAGCCUUAAGCCUCUGUCAGUGCCGGUGGCUGUUCCUGUCGUUCUACAGCAGGGGUCGGCCCACGGGCUGCAAAGUGUUGUGUUACAGAACCAAAUCAAAUGUAAUUUGUCACAAGUUCCGUAAACAACAGGUGUAGACUAAACAACAGGUGCUUAAUUUACAGGCCCUUCCCAACAAUUGCAGAGAGAAAAAUAUAGAAAGAAAAUAAC
Oncorhynchus gorbuscha (pink salmon) is the source of this 3245-nucleotide messenger RNA. Its product is annotated as interleukin-3 receptor class 2 subunit beta-like. Gene Ontology annotation, cellular component: external side of plasma membrane. The record is from RefSeq and is a predicted model, not a curated record. Gene Ontology annotation, biological process: cytokine-mediated signaling pathway; immunoglobulin mediated immune response. The transcript is spliced from 14 exons. Lineage: Eukaryota; Metazoa; Chordata; Actinopteri; Salmoniformes; Salmonidae. Bases 149 to 2530 code for a protein of 793 amino acids. Gene Ontology annotation, molecular function: protein binding; cytokine receptor activity.